Molecule: messenger RNA, 5912 nt
Organism: Pungitius pungitius (ninespine stickleback)
Lineage: Eukaryota; Metazoa; Chordata; Actinopteri; Perciformes; Gasterosteidae
Gene: spef2
Product: sperm flagellar 2
Exons: 36
Coding region: 550-5403 (1617 amino acids)
Biological process (GO): sperm axoneme assembly
Cellular component (GO): manchette; sperm midpiece
Molecular function (GO): protein binding
Source: RefSeq, a predicted model, not a curated record
ACAAUGUAAGAAGGUGCACAAAGACAUUUCAGUAAAUGUGAGGCUGUAAUAUUAACCACAAUGCAGCAGAAACGCCUUCUGGUUGCACAAACCUUGCAUUUGAAUGCACUUCUUUUGUUGCCAGGGACCUCUUUCAGUACAACCCAUUGGGGAUUUUCUUUCUAUCCCUAAUUAGUGCGGGGUGGCUGCAAUGAAGUGUUGCUAAAAAUACAUUCGUCCCUGCUGACUUUCUGAAGUGGGGAAUUGUACUGGCCCUGGAUCAGCUUUCAGUUAUUGCAUCCCUGCGGUUUUAAUUUGGGUGCAGAAAAGAGAUCUGCUACACGGACAGCAGGGCCCGCCCACUCUCGCGAGUUUCUCCCUCUCCUGAAGCGCGCGACUCUGUUGACUUGUCACCAUGGCAACAGUGCACCGCUGGGGUUUCCGCCGCCUCUUGUUUUACAGAUUUUAUUAGCGGGGUAAAGAGUCAUAGUAUUACCUGCCAUCAUUGCAAUUACUAUCAUGUAACGAUAGUUCCGUGUGUUAUUCCGAGCAAAGCUUUGAAUUACGAAGAUGUCGGAUUUUUUGUGCAGGUGGCUGAACGAGGAGCUCGAGCUGUCACAAGCUGUUGAUCCAAAGACCUUUGCUGGGAAUUUCUCCAAUGGUUACCUAAUUGGGGAGAUUUUGCAUAAAUAUCAGUUGCAGAAUGACUUCAGUAUGUUUGUGAAUAAAGACAACUCCAUCUCCAAACAGAAUAACUUUACGCGUGUGGAGCCCACUCUGCGGUUGCUGGGGAUCUCUUUUGACACAAAUACAGCCCAGAAACUAAUGCAGGAGAAGCAGGGUGUUGCCACGCGCCUCCUUUACAAACUAUACGUCUCGCUUGAAAAGAAGAAGCAAGCAGAAACAAGCAGCACAUUGAUGGAAAUCAUGCAGCCUGCAUCCAAAGCCAGCCUGCACAAAAAAGAGCACGAGUACUACUCUGAUCGACUGGACGACAUGCCUGCGGUGAGCCAGCCCACCCAACAAAAGAGACAACUCAGAGGGAAGGAUGACAAGAGAUUAAAGAAUAUUGAGCUGCGGGUGUGUCGUCAGAAGCACAACGACACCAUGACUUGUAACCAGGGCACCAUUGUCCAGGUGCCCAAGCCACCUCCCUACACUUCACAGUUCAACCUAAAGAGGAGGCAACAGCAGCAGCAACGUAGAGAACAACUAGCGCAGACAGUGCAGACUGAAAUAACCCAGUUUGAGGCGAGGAAGAAACUGGUUACUUAUGGUUUUGCUUCCUCUUCAAGUGGUCAACCGUCCCCUGGAGAUUUUCCCUUAGGUCGCAUCAGCCAGGCCUUUGGGGUCACUGGAAGAGGAGCGAAGCUGACAUUACAAUCCAAUAGCAAGUACAUACAGGAUAUCCGACAGAGGCUGGCGGAGAACGCAGUAGCUCGCGAGCAGAGAGAAAAAAGACGCGACAGAUUCCUGGUGGAGCAGCUCGAGGCCCACGAGGCUCAAGAGGAGGCACUGCGCGACGAGCAGCUGGUGAAGCGCCUGACGCGCCAGACCCAGCUGGAGCAGCGCCUGACCACCCAGCUCCUCCAGAUUCACAUGCAGAAGGACGUGAUCCGGAAGAACCGCCUGUUUAGAGAGCAACAGUACCAGCAGCGGAGAGAGAGGGACUUCCAGGAAGCUCUGGAGAGGGAGGCGGCUCUGGCCCAGCAGGCUAAAUUGGAUCGUGCCGAGGAGAUCAGAAAGGAGCUUGAAUUCUGUAACAGGAUUGCUGCUGAGCGAGCACAGGGCAGACACAAGAAGCACUUUAAGAUCUGCAAGGACAUUUUGGAGCAGAUAGUGGACUUGGCCACCAAGGUUGGAGAGUAUCGGCUGCACACAGGGAAUCUGAUUCCAGCGAAGCCGAUGAGAGAGUGGAAGGAAUUGCUGUUCAGUGGCCUUCCUCUCUACGAGCCGAUAACGUGCCAGGAGCCAGGGUUCCCCGCCCCGCUAGACCCCGUAGAGCUUAAGAAGCAGGAGAUACUCCAAAAACAGGACUAUGAUGAGUACACUAACAUGGCAGGUGAGUGGGCGUGGCCAGAGGAAGCAGGGCAGACCAAAUUGCCCCUCACCAACAACAACAUUCUGGGGCACGUUGUCCUGCGCCUGAGGAACAUUGUUCAUCAACCCGUGGAACCCUCCCCGCCACCAUUUCCUCACUUCACCAUCAAGGCCUGUGUCCUGGGCAAGUUUUGCUCUGGGAAGACUACCUGCCUGACCAAGCUGGCCGAAGCCCAUGGGAUCCACGUCUUGUCAGUUGACUCCCUGAUCGAGAAGGCACUGGAUGCUUACCACCACGGAGAGCAGGUCACAAAACAGCAGGAAGAGAAAGACAUUGAACUAGAGCUCACGUCCUCCACAUCAGAGAAGCUUGAUCUGGAUACUCCAGAGGAAAGCAGAGACAGAAUUCCUUCCACCCGGGCCAUGCAGGGAGCAGCAGCUGAAAAAGAGCUGAAAGAAGGCAACACGAUCCCCAAUAAGCUGUUAGUGGACAUUGUAGUAGAGGCCAUUAGGCAGGUCCCGGCCCAGUCAGGCUGGAUCCUGGACGGCUUUCCAGUGGACAUCAGCCAAGCCCACCUGCUAGAGAAAGCCCUGGGUGGGUCUGUGGAUGAAGGGAAUGACGUUCUAAGCAGCAAGACAGAACUCGUUGCUGAUCCUAAUCCACCCGAACCUGCACCACCCGCACCUCCUGCCCUGGACCUGGCUCUGCUGCUGGAUGUCCCUGACGAGUGCGCGAUCGGACGUCCGUUCAGCCAGAUGGAUAAUGCUGCUGCUACCACCUCCCAUCCAACAGACAAGAACUUGUAUCUGGCACAGAUUCCACAUCGGAUCACAGCAUUCCAGGAAACCUGGCCAAAACUAGAGAAAUGGUUUGGAGGAAGGCAAAACAUUUUGGUCCGCAUCGACGCGGAUGUGGAAGAGGUGGAGCUUCACAAAAGGGUGGAGUCCGCUCUGCAGCAAGUUAUGAUGCAAACACAGGAAGCUCUGGCCGCUCCAUCUGGGGACGAUGUGGUGUUGGACAGUGGGAAAGCUCCGGACUUUUCAGCUUCUCCUCCAACCGAAGACCAACCUCCGGGCCUCGCACAUGAAGCACACGCAGAGAGCUGCGUCAGCCCCGACAAAGAAGGCAACAAAAGUGUGAAGUCACCGUCCAAAUCCAACAAACUCUUCCCAAGAGGGCUUUCUAGAAUGGUGUCGACCUCCUCAGUGACCAGUGAGGGCUCUCAGGGAGUCCCUGAGAGCCCACCGGAGUCUGCCUCUCCCUGCCUGGGUUCAUCCGGCUGGGACUAUGUGGAUGAAACGCUUCCUCCAGAGCUGCCAGAGUACCUGUGCCACCAUUGGGACACAGUGUGCGAUUCUUACGUGAACAAAGUGAAGGCGGUGAUGCAUCAGCUGCGCUCACAGCGAUCUGUUAUUGACCUUCACCUAUUCAACAUCAGAGAGGAGUUCAAGCAAUACAUGGGGCGUCCAGACCUAAAGCAGGAGUUAGUAUCUCAUUGGCAGAAGGACUUCAACAGCAUACCUGAUGACAUGAGAGAAGAUGAGGAUACCAAAGCAGAGCUUUAUCUCAGGCUGGAUGAACUGUGCGAACGACUGUGGGACAUUUGUGACAAGCGAAAGGAGAAGGACGAGAAAGAGAGGGAUGGUCUCAUGGCCGACGGAUGGUUGGAGCAACACACCGCCCUCCUCGUCAACCACCACUCGCUUCUCUUUCAGGUAGAGCUGGACCGUUUCCAGGACACCCUGCGCAUCCUCAAGGUCUACUAUCUGAGCAUGUACAGACAGGUGUUGCCUGAGCUUCCCUCCAAGUUGGAUUGCAUCCCCCUGCUGGACAACAGAGAAAUGAAGCACGAGGACGAGAGGCCAUCCUUAAUUACUAAGUUUAAUUCACCCCAUGACAAACUGAUCUACGACUACGAGGAGGCCCGAAAAGCCAUCAGCCAAUUGGUAUCAGCAGAAGCCCACCAGGGGGAGAUGAAAGAACAGAAGAAGUGGGCGAGGACUAAUAGUCCAGAAGUCAUAAACAAAAUACAUAAAGAGCACGCAGCCGCACUGAAUCAUGAGGAGAAUGCAGCAAAGUCACGCAUUGCGCUGGUGAGGGGCCAUUGUCUGGUGAUGGUGCAGUCUCUGCAGAGCAGAGCUGAUCGGACAUCAAGCAGCCUGCAGGAGUGUUUAGAAGCACUCUACCUUGCAGGAAUGAAGAGUGUUGAACAACUGUCAAAAGUGGUCGGCUACCACAUAGAGGCUGGUGCUAAGUUGCAGAAGGAGCUGGUGUUGGAAUGUACGGCCUUCUGCUUGAAUGGGGACUGCCACAUGGUGGCCAGCCCGCCUCCGCCUCCUCGUCCGCCACCUCAUGAGAAACCCAUGGCGUCCACGCCGACCGUCACACAGCUAGAGUCGCUGCACCGUAUGCUUCACAGCGUUGCUCCAUCAGGCCUCAUGUCCAAUCAUAAUUUCUUUAGCUUGCUGAUGGAUAUUAUCUCUGUGAACAUGGGCAGAAACACCUUGCCUGAGCCCUGGCUUAACAAGAAUGAAACACAGGUGUGUGAGAUCGUGUCCCUCUUGAAGGACUGCUGUGAGGUGAUAGACUGGCGGCAGUUUCUGCUCAGUGCUGCCCUCCCAUGGCCUUUUCCCUCCUUAUCACAGCUGCUGGCCGUGCUGCAACGUUUCAAGGCAGCGGAUACUGGCAACACAGGCUACGUGAACGAGGACCAGUACCUACAGACAAAAUUGUGGUUUUUCGAUGAGAGUGGCCAGCCGGUCCCAGAGGACCCCUCUGAGCCUCCGCCUUAUGACCGUCUGGCUAACCUACGCAAGUUCUUUUUCCAGUUGUUUGCGGAGCGCUCUUUCUCUCCUCCUCGACUGGAUUAUGUGUGCAUGCUGCAGUACUUUGCGGCCGACCCUGACCCCAGUCAGGGGUUCAUCCGAGCACUUAGUGUAGUGCUGGGACAACAUCUCAAGCUCUCCUCUGCGAGCACUCUUGUCAAGUCUAUGCCCAGCAUGGAAGAUGCUGCCCAGCUCAGCCCCUCGGAGCCCGAUGUAGACUACAUGGAAGACGACUCUCUGCGUGCGUCAAGCGCUUUGUUGGGCGAGAAGGAGGUGUCCAUCGCCGCUCUCCUCGCUGUCAUCGGCCACAAAGCCCCCAAGAUGAGAGGCGGCGUCGCUCUGCCUCCGGGCGGCCUGAGUCAGGAGGAGCACGCUGAGCAACUGGUGCGUGUCUUCAGAGAGCUGGGCUACAAGCCCGAGGACUGCGCCCCCUUCUCCGUUCUCUCCCAGCAUCCUUUCAUCCAGCACCUGAUGGAGACCUCAAGACACCACCAGCUUGUGAACAUUCACACAGUGCUACUGGCCCAUCAGGAUGAAGGACAGACUCCUGAAGGAUGAUAUACGCGUACAAUUGUUCUCAUUGUGUAAAGUGUUCACUUCACAGUUGAAUAAAUCCAUGUGCGACACAACUUGUGUCAGCCUGUGGACACGUCAAUGACUGAUGGCGGUUGGAAAGCCACCAUCAUUCAAAUGACAACAAUAAAAUCAAUGAUGAAAGGAUUGACCCCUCAUGCUUCCCCCCCCCCCCCCCGACACACUCCAGCAGUUUUUCUCACUGCCUUGUUCUUCUAACGACCUCUCUGACACCGAGACGCAUUGGCCGCUGCCACAAUGAUAACAUUGUCUAGGGAUAACCUACAUGUCAAGCCUGCCAGGGAGCCCGCAACCCCAUGUCGGUCCAUUCAGCAGUGGUAUGUCCUGGAAGCCCCUCCGUGUGGUCACUGGUCUCUGUCCACCAGUCACGUUAAUGUGCACGCAGCCUUGAGGCAACUGCUGCUCACAUUUCCUAAUAAUGUCUAAUUUGAUACGAGGGCUUGGGGAGCCACCCCUCUGACCCACCUCCCCCC